AGGACCGAGCUCCGUACUAUACGACUGCACUCUCUCAGUGAAACUCUCGUAGGAUCGUUCCUCGACUACUUGUACCCUCCUCGUUUGCGACGCGUGCACCAUGAGGAUUAUAUCUUUGGUAAUCCCAUUAUGCCUUCUGCUGCUAAUAGAAGCAAAGCGAGUGGAGAUCCGGCCUCGUAUUGCAGAACCGCAAGUUUAUUAUGAAGAAGACGACAGUCAGGCUGCUGAAGACGAUUACAACCCAGCAGUCUACCAACCACGUACUCGUGCCCUUCCUUCGCCACGUUCGAAGGACGCUCUGCACUCAUCCAAGCCACCACCAGUUCAGACCAUUCGCAAUUACAACAAGGUCAACGACGACGGAUCUUUCACUUUUGGCUACGAGGCAGCCGAUGGUUCGUUCAAGGAGGAAACUCGUGGAACCGAUUGCGUAGUGCGCGGUAAAUACGGUUACAUCGAUCCUGAUGGUAAUAAAAGAGAGUUCACCUACGUAUCCGGCAAUCCUUGCGAUCCAAAUGCACCAAAGGAUGACGAAGACGAUCUUGCCGACAAGCAAGAAGAAGACGAUAUCUCUGGACCAGCUAACUAUCCAUCCGUGAGACCAAUACCAAGACCAGUAUCAUCGAGACCAGCAUAUCAACAACCUACCACGCGAGCACCCACGACGAUCUUUCAAACGCAAUAUCAAUUAGACGACGAUGCUAGUCAAGAGUUGGGCGAUGAAGACCUCGUUAAGCCAUCGCAGUUAAGACCAAAUGCUUACAGAACGCCUCAACAGCCGUCCUACCUUCAAGUCACGCCAUCGACAGCUCUUUACGAGCCAUCGCCCACGGCCAGUCCUGCUCUCUACAGAUUAGCUUCAUCGACGACCCAAUAUCAGAGCACAGCUUCGCCCAUUCUCCGUGCCCAGCCUACAGUAUCAUCGACAGCGUAUCAAACCCUCGAAACAACGACUCGCCGCCCAGUCGCCCGUCACCCAAAGCCGCAAUCGGUCGCAAUCACUCCCCGACCCCACGUUGCACAAGUCGCUGCCCAAUAUGUGUCCCCUAGUAGCACCGAGCGUCCAGCAUUAGCAUACACCCGUCCCUCGGCCGUCACUGUAUCGCCCAAUCUGCGCAGCACAACCGCAUCUAGCACAUCUCACCUUGACUUUGCCGCCGAGCUCGAGCGUUAUGUGAACACCGUCGGCGUAGCCAGCCCUAAGCCCGUUCAACCGUCGCCCCAACCAUCGAAAGUAAAAUUAGCCGGUCAAUCGCCGAUCACCGCCUCCGCCGCCGACCCCAUCUACCAGUCGGAGCUCGUUUACGAUCCCGCUACCGGUCAGUACAAUACCCAACUUUAUCAAACGCUACCCCAAACCGUGGGUGACUUCACCCUAAGUCACAAACUCCAACCGUUCGUAGCCCAGCCCCAGUCCUACCUUGGACUCCAGCAGCUGCAGCAGCUUCAGCCCCAGCAGCCCCAGCGUCAGUCCCCGCUUUAUAAGCAACCGGCAACCCAGUCGGCUCAAUCCGCCCCCGCAGCAGCUAUCAGCCAACCCCAGGAAGUGCUGUACAGGAAGCAGCAAGCCCAACUGCUGCAACAGUCGCAGCAGCUGUACGCUCAACAGCAAAGACGUCAGCAACAGCAGCAACAACAACAACAACAGCAACAAUCCGCUCAGUCGCAUAGGCUUCAGCUGCUCGAGUCUCAGUCGCAACCCCAGUCGUUCUACUACGUCGCUCCUGCGAGGUCCUCCAGCGCUGCCAGUGCACCUCUCUCCGUAGGUCAGAUCGAUCACUAUCUUCGGGCCUCUCGUUACUGAUUCCAUCUAGCCUGCGAGUCUUUUUUUUAAAUUCUUUAUAGGGUACCCAUUCUCAACUUUUUAUACUAUCCGAUUACGUGUUCGGACCACCCGCGGCACUUUAAUAACGAGAUGGUGCUGUCAGUGGGCCUGGCGUGUGCGUAUCCGGGAUUUAAUCGAUCGUGCACGAUACCCAAUGUUUCGUUCAAGGUUAUCGAGGGGCAAUCACGACAUUUUUUACGACAUAGCAAUUAGUCGAAUAAUCUGGUUUGUUUUUAUGCGUAGGAUAUUGUAGGUUGUGUGUAGAAAUUAUUACUUGCGUCGUGUUUUACUUUUUAUUACUAGUCGAGUUGUGGCAAUUUCUUUCCUUAUUACGACCUUGAUGGUUUAUUAACUUUCACUGAAAUCUUUUGCUAUAAUAUUUGGUGCAUACAUUGUAUAAUUUUAGGAUUUUUUAAUGUUUAGGAAUGAUUGAGUAUAUUGAAUAUUUACUAAUAUUCAUAACUAAGAACAGAAUUUAUCGUUCUUUUAAAUAAUUUAGAUCAAUGUUUUACGGCGUUCAAAAUGUAACGAAAUUUGAAAACAUUAUUUAUUUAUUUCUAACACAGUAAUUGCAAUUAUAUAAUGUAUGUAUACUAAAUUUUGCUAAAUUGACUAUGAAAUAAUCACGGCGAAAUAACAGAAUUUUUGCAUAAACGCACAACAUUGACGAUAUCGACCAAGGUACUUCACUGAACAUCGACAUUACCCUGAGACUCAAUCUGUGAUAGAACUAGUAUUCAAAAUUAACAUGUAACUUUCUAACAUUCCGUACACGGAGAUCUUACAAUUUUACUCUCGUUCUAACUUGCACAAAACUUCACUUUCGUUAAAAUACGAAUUUCCCAAUUCUGGUUACUCAAAACUUGUUUAUUUCAUAAUGUUGCGAAUUCUAACAGCCCAAGCAGAUAAUAACUAACAUUACAUAUAACGUCGAUAGUAAAUAUCAAUUUAACGAUAAUUUGUUAUUCUAAUAGCAAAAUUUUUGCAAAGAUAUCAAACCAAUUUCCAGAUCAGCAUCGGAAGCACUUUUUCGUAGUCCAGAACGACUAUCUUUAGAGAGUGAAAGUCAAUGACCUGACGCAAUACUCACGCACACUAAACACAUUACCAUAGUAAUUUCUCGCCGCCGCGCCGUGCCGCGUCAAUUCGUACGGUAACAUGCUACACCGCACAGAUUCCAGACGUCGUGACCAGAAUUAUUCAUCGUGUGCACACGAUCAUUUUGAAUAGAAUUCCGACCUACGUACUCGCUGAUUUCAUUACAGAACACCGAUCCGUAUGAUCGAACCGGAUAAACAUUUGCUGUCGUAAUAACGGCGCUAAGUUUAAUCACUUAGAGACAGCGUUUCCCAGGGAAAUGACUCAUAGGAAAUGCGUAAAAAGUCGACAAUGAAUUAAUUACAAAAUCAAACUAAACCGCGAUUUAUUGAUCACGUGUCAUUAUUUAUAUCAGAGAAAAAAGUUGUUUUUUUUCUUUUUAUAUUUUCGACAUCAAUCGAAUUGGCAUUUGAUGUAUGUACCUGAGAUAUUAAUUUAUGAAAAGUAUUACAGUAGAAAUAUUUUAUUUGAACUGAAAUUCCCUAAUAUAGUACGAACUUGUCAGAAUAUGGGUAGUUUAUUUGCACAACGAACAAAAGUUUGGAAUCAUUAUGUGUCACGUAGAAUUUGAGAAUUUAAAACAAACCUAAAAUUUUGCUACUUUGAAAAUGUUUUCAGUUAAGGAUUAAUCGAAGUAGAGAGAGAAUAUUUAUCGAUACGUGUAAUACUAAUUUCAAAUGCAUACCAGAAUUACAACUGGGAAAAUAACUCCAAGCUGUUGAUCGUAUGUAAAUGGAAUUCGUAUAAUAAGAGUUUGUGUUGAAAUAAGUAGUUUCAGUCAAGCGUUCGGUCAAUUAAAUAAGUGAAGUUCUACUGUAGUACAAACUAAUUUGACUAAAAUUGACUACGUUUGAAAAGCCAGUAACUUAAUACUUUUAAUUAAGCUACGGAUAUUUAUGCAUUUACGAAAGACUUUAGUAUGCAAAACUAUUCAGAAUGUAUAUAACAUACCAAAUUAUACAAAAUAUAUAAAAGUAUAAUAUUAAAAAUAUAAGACAAAUCUUUCUGUACCUACAUUUACGUUCUAUUCAUAAAGACACGAAUUUGCAUAAACAUCCGCAGGCCCAUUCGAAGAUUACGUAUAACGUUAGUGUUCUAUCCGCGUUUCUAUAAAAUUCCAAAUUCUCGUCCGACUUUCACCCUGUUCAUCAUACUAUUUCCGUCAGCACCUGCAGUUAGCGGCAUUCAAUUCCUAAACUAUCGGAAUUCAAAUUGAUUGCGAGCUACAUAUCAGGAACAAAAUCAUCAUUUUGCAAUGGUUAUGGCAAAUUUUGCAAGCGUGCCCGGACUGAGAGAUUAAUCCGGUGCCUUCUAUGGACAACUGUAGCAUACUUUCAUUGGCGUGGUUCGCCGCGCAGAGACAUUCUACUUGGACUGAACGAACUUUCUAUUUGCAUUCCCUGUCGUAAGUGUGAGAAUCGAUUCAAAUCUAACGCGUCCUACGACUUGAUUCCGUGGAAAGCUAUGCGCACGUAUGCCCGUGGAAACACGUGGUGCGAUCGUAGAUCGAGAGGCGUGGAUUGGCGUGGAUCACGUGAAAACGUUUCACACGCAUCGAAAGGUUCAACUCGAUGCAUAUAUUGGUAACACUUGGCACUUUUACGAAUUACUUUCUCCGGUACGCGACGCCAGGUCGACGAUUGUCAAGUUCGUUAUAUUUAUCGUAUCUAUUUAUUAGCGGUAAGCUUGAACAAAGAGUAAGUAAAAACGGAGGAAACGGAUUUUAUAGUUGGGUACUCGAGCAGGAAAUAGCGGUGUGCGUUACAAAGGAAUAGCAUAUUUCACUUGUCUUACUAAAAGUAACAUAGCAUCCAAGAAAAAGAGCACAUUUCAUCUUUUGUUACAAAUAGUAGCAUAUUUAGAUUUUCCCAAGAAAAACUAAUACACUGUAUUGUUAACUAAAUGUGUUAGUUUUUGUGGCAAAUGACUUCUUAUCGCUACAAGGAAAAUAUGCUACCUUUUUUUUUUAAAUCGCAUUAGUUUUCCUAGUGGAUAAUAUAAUACGAUUCCUUCUCUUCGUAGCAAAAUGUAGAAAUGUGCUUCUCUUGCCGCAAAAAAUACGAUGCUUUGAGUCACAUUAAUAUCGAACGUAUUCUUUUUCAUAAGACAAAUGAAAUGUGUUAGUCUUCGUAACGUAGAUCGAUAGGCUGUAAGGGUAGGGCGUUUCAGGAAUAUGAACACAGAUCUAGCAUAAUUACGUAACAUAACGGUGUACUUCUAGCUUUUUCUUGUUGGUGGUACCGUGCAGAAGUGUCAAUAUGCACUUCCUUACUCACAUUGUAAAUACUUUUUCUCGUUAGCAUUAAUAUACCUAGCGGCUACUUAGUGAUUUAUCCGAUUCAGUACUACUAGAUCGGUAGGGAACACGCCCCACGUACGUUUAUAGUUGUUUUUAUAUUUGUAAACGUGAUCGAAAGAAAAAUGUAUCGUAACGAAAAAAUCAUUGUGUCUUUUUA
Messenger RNA from Bombus pascuorum, 5379 nucleotides. Its product is annotated as transcription factor SPT20 homolog. The coding region runs from base 101 to 1804 and encodes 567 amino acids. The transcript is spliced from 2 exons. Gene Ontology annotation, cellular component: chitin-based extracellular matrix. NCBI's taxonomy places the organism in Eukaryota, Metazoa, Arthropoda, Insecta, Hymenoptera, Apidae. Gene Ontology annotation, molecular function: structural constituent of chitin-based larval cuticle. The record is from RefSeq and is a predicted model, not a curated record.